AUGAAUGGUGAUGAAGCUUACUGGAGCCUCAAGCUGUCCCCCUGGGUAGAGUGCCGUGGCAUUACAGCUCACAGCAACCUCCAACUCCUGGGCUCAAGCGAGUCUCCUGCCUCUGCCUCCCAAGUAGCUGGGGAACUCCUGAGCGCGGGCAAUCCACCCACCUCGGCCUCCCAGAGUGCUGGGAUUACAUACGUGAGCCACUGUGCCAGCAGCCCUUCAUCAGUUCAUAAGGGUGGCCUCCCUGUCAAGGAGGCACAUCUCAGGCCAUCGAGUCCAGUGAUCCCGCCCCGCCUGGCAGGUGAGGAAGACAGGAAGACGUCACUGGCCUGA
This is a messenger RNA of Otolemur garnettii (small-eared galago), 330 nucleotides long. RefSeq lists its product as uncharacterized. Bases 1 to 330 code for a protein of 109 amino acids. The transcript has 4 exons. NCBI's taxonomy places the organism in Eukaryota, Metazoa, Chordata, Mammalia, Primates, Galagidae. The record is from RefSeq and is a predicted model, not a curated record.